Messenger RNA from Halichondria panicea, 2142 nucleotides. Its product is annotated as RUN domain-containing protein 1-like. The record is from RefSeq and is a predicted model, not a curated record. The coding region runs from base 158 to 2008 and encodes 616 amino acids. NCBI's taxonomy places the organism in Eukaryota, Metazoa, Porifera, Demospongiae, Suberitida, Halichondriidae. The transcript is spliced from 12 exons.
UUGACUUUGUACUGUACUGUUCUAAUUCAAUGAAAAAGAAAUAUUGUAAAGAAGCUUCCAUACAUUUUUCCUCUCCUCGCGAUCGCGCAGUGAUUUGCUAGUCAGUGGACGUGUCGCUGCUCCGUGUGAGGCUACUACACUAUCAGAGUGUGUCAUCAUGGCAGAGCUGGAUAAAGAGAAUGAGGAAUCUCUCAUUGCACUCACUACACACUUUGCACAGGUGCAGUUUCGACUCAAGCAAAUAAUUUCAGCAGAACCUCAGCAUAAAGAGUCGCUGUUACAGGAUCUUGGGGAGUUUGCGUUCCAAGGAUGCAAGCCGAUGACGUACGACACAGCUGCCUCGGGAGAGUUCACCUCGACUGAAGCACAACGGAAAAUGAGGAGCACUCUUAUUGAGAAGCUGCAGAUCCAACUCACAGAGAUAGAGAAGUGUGCACAAGAGGCUACCACUGAAGAGGAGGGGUCAGAGGUCAAAGCUGCGGCUAACUCAAUGGCUGAGAAACAGAAGAUUAUCAUUGAAGAGCUGAGAAAAAGAUUUGACCUUCAUUUUGGUGAUCUGAAUGAGUUGAGCACGGAGGAGGUCAAGCAACAUGUGGAGAGAGCAAUGAACGAUGUGGUGGACCCUAUCAAAUCAAAGGAGGAGUAUGUAUCUCAGUUACAGAGUCAGAUUGAGGACUUAGAGCGUUACAUCAGUUUCCUACAAGACGCUCAUCCUGUCAAACCACACCCCUCCAAACCACCCCCCUCCACUAAACAAGGCUCUGGACUACCCUUGCCUAGGUCACAUGAUAUAGACACUGGAAUACAUGUACCACAUCACAGGUCACGUGACAGCAAGUCGAGUAAGAAGAGAUCACAUGAUACACACUCAAAGUCUCAGGACAAUGCUACAUCAUCUGACAGUGGCAUUAAAUCACAUUAUCCACAACGUGAAGAUAUCAAGAGAGUGGCAUUUGCUGAGUCAGCACGCAAUAAUGAAACCACGCCCACUGCUCCUAUCGAUGUGAUUGGUCCGUUCCUUCGUCAUGGCAACCAGGCGGUACCGGAUUAUCGUCUGACGUUGACUCAACUUGAUGGAGCGGAUUGUUCAGUGGAUGCAUCUCGCUCUGAAUGGGGACAAGAGGGCAGUCUAGGGGAACCCCUCCAGGGGUCGAAGGGUGCUGAUGACCUUCGCCUGAGUUUGUUGGUGAUGCGUAAGACACUGGCUGUGAUGCAACUAUUGACCCUGUGCCAGUGUGGGGGGAGUGUACAGUGCCUCCCUCGUACUCUCAAGGAACUGGGACACAGGAACUAUCAGAAGGCAUUGCACACGCUGGAGGAGGCUGUCGAUAAAAUAGCAGUUGUUACAGCUGCACUUAGCGAGCGUGGGUUGCCCGUGGAUACGCGGAUUUCUUUGGAGACUGAUUUACAUGAGGCUGUUUCCAUGACAAUGGCAGAUAGUCUACGAGUUGUAUUGGAGCAUGGGCUGUUAGAUGAUGGACGACCUUUAACCCUGAGUGGCGGGUGCUUCCCGGUAUGGCGAAACUAUGGUAGCAAAAGAGGAAAAAAACGACUGGGAGAAGAUUGUCCUGCCUGGAAAGUGUUCAAGCAUUAUUACAAAAUCAAAAAUGGCAAGCAGUAUAGUAACAAGACUGACCAGUUAUUGGCUAGCUCGUUUGCUAUCCCCAUGGAAACGGCAAUGUCUAUGAAGAAGACGCUACUCUCGUCCAUACAUCGCGUAGAGGGCACCUACCAAAGUUGUCAUCACAGAGCUCAGGAUACAAAGUUUCGAGCGCUUGUCUGUGAAGGAUUCAAUGUGUGCCAUCUUGCUGAAUGGUUCAGGAUCUUAGCCACCCAGCCAUCAGUGGGAGAUGACCUCUACAGUGUCACCUCUUGUCUGGCUACUACUGGUCUACGUCCUGCCAUUGGUUGUCUAGAGAGGCUCAAGGACAACCCCACUGGACACAACGUGGACCUACCCAGAGCCUACUACAAGUGCCCUGAGGCAUAUCAGCCGAGGGCCAUGUGAACUAUAACAUUAUUUUUACUCAUUCACAAUCACUUUUCAAUUCAUUUUUUCAUUGGAAUUAGCAACACACUUAAAGUUUAAAUCACGUGUGCAAAACAAAGUAUUUUAAUACAAUAAUUAAAUUAAAUUUUGAG